AUGGAGCCAGCUGUGAGCCCCACUCUGCUCAGUGUCCUUGAGUGCAGGAGGAUUUGCAUGAGUGCAGGACGGUGCACACGGAUUUUUGGGGGUGCAGGAGGCUGCGCGCGUGGGUCUUUGGAGUGCAGGGGCUGUUGCACGGCAGUGCACACGUGUUCGGGGUGCGGUGCGCGCCCGGGUGACGCCACGUGUCAGCAGCGGCCGGAGAACUACAACUCCCAGCAGCCCCUGCGAGGGGGGCCACUUCCGGGUUGCGCCGAGCGGGGCUCGGGCGGCCGAGAGCGGCUCGGUGCCAUGGAGCGCAGCUGCGGGAUGGACACGUCUGGGCCGGGCAGUGCUGCUGAGGAGGAGGAGGAAAAAGCUCCGGAGCAGCGGCCCCGCACUCGCUCCAACCCUGAAGGUGCUGAGGAUCGGGCAUUGAGCGCUCAGAGCAGUGUGGGCAACCGCAGUGAGGGCGAGGGGGAGGCGGCCAGCAGUGAGGACAGCCCCCAGGGCACCGCAGCCCCCGAUGGCACCGCCUGGCCCGGCCCUGCACACCCCCCUCCCGAGGUGCAGGUGAAGACGCCGAGGGUGAACUGCCCUGAGAAAGUGAUCAUCUGCCUGGAUCUGGCUGAGGAGAUGGCUCUACCCAAGCUGGAGUCGUUUAAUGGCUCCAAGACCAACGCACUGAACAUCUCACAGAAGAUGAUUGAGAUGUUUGUGAGGACGAAGCACAAGAUUGACAAGAGCCACGAGUUUGCACUGGUGGUGGUGAACAAUGAUGCCACGUGGCUUUCAGGGUUCACCUCGGACCCCCGUGAGGUCUGCAGCUGCCUCUACGACCUGGAGACCGUCGUCUGCAAGUCCUUCAAUCUGGAUGGGCUCUUCAACCUCAUCCAGCAGAAGAUCGAGCUGCCAGUGACAGACAACGUGCAGACCAUCCCGCCACCCUACGUGGUGCGCACCAUCCUGGUGCUCGGCCGCCCCGGCUGCCAGCCCCAGUUCUCUGUGUCGGAGCAGAUGAAGAAGAUGCUGCAGUGCCCCUAUUUCUUCUUUGACGUCGUCUACAUCCACAAUGGGGCGGAGGAGAAGGAGGAUGAGACCAGCUGGAAACUUGGACACCAAGGGCACCAACUACAGGUACGAGGUGACGCUGACGGGGCCAGCGGUGGAGCUGCACAACUGCAUGGCCAAGCUGCUGGCGCAUCCCCUGCAGAGACCCUUCCAGAGCCAUGCAGCAUACAGCCUGCUGGAGGGGGACGAGCCCCCCGAAGUGGAGGCCACCGUCUGAUCUGGGGAAGGGCCACCCCACGGCCACCACACCAUUGGGUUUGGGUGCACGGCCGUGGAAAUGGGGAAAAAAGAGAUGUUUUCUUGCCUGGCUGUGGUGGUGGUGUGGUGGUUUCUGUACUGGAGAUGUGAGGGAGGUGAGGACGCCCAGGAGGACUU
This is a messenger RNA of Lagopus muta (rock ptarmigan), 1428 nucleotides long. It is a transcript of the gene BABAM1, whose product is annotated as BRISC and BRCA1 A complex member 1. The transcript has 9 exons. Gene Ontology annotation, biological process: double-strand break repair; positive regulation of DNA repair; protein K63-linked deubiquitination. Bases 1 to 1401 code for a protein of 466 amino acids. NCBI's taxonomy places the organism in Eukaryota, Metazoa, Chordata, Aves, Galliformes, Phasianidae. The record is from RefSeq and is a predicted model, not a curated record. Gene Ontology annotation, cellular component: BRISC complex; nuclear body; BRCA1-A complex.